ACAGCAUAAUCGAUCCGGCUACCCAUGCUUUAUUUUCACCAUGGAGAAGCCUGUGGGGUCUUUACAAGAGCAAGCUUUAAAAAGAAAAGAAAGAUUAAAAGCUCUACGAGACCGGCAACUUCAAUGGAAUUAUGUUUGCAGAGAGCUGAAGCUGAGGAAUUACAUGCCGGAGGACGAGGAGCUGAAGGAGCGACGGGUGCCCAAAGCAAAACCUGCAUCAGUGGAGGACAAGGUCAAGGACCAGCUGGAAGCUGCAAACCCAGAGCCUGUGAUUGAGGAAGUGGAUCUGGCCAAUCUUGCCCCCAGAAAACCAGACUGGGAUCUAAAGAGAGACGUUGCCAAGAAGCUUGAGAAAUUAGAGAGGCGAACACAGAAAGCCAUUGCUGAACUUAUACGUGAACGGCUCAAGGGAAGUGAGGAAGAGCUGGCUGGAGCGGUCGGAGCAGUUGGCGUGGAAGAGGGAGACUCGGAUUGAAUCUGUUGAGAAUGACGGUCACGCACAACUGAUUUUCUAGAAGUUUCCUGCCCAAAUCCUCAUUACAUAGCAGUGUGUGUUUAAAAUUGAAUUUUUUUUAUGCUGAGCUCAGCACGAGUUCACACACAUCCAGAUCAGGUGAUUGUGAGAUACAGAAAGAAAGAAUCAGAGGAAUACAGGUGUUUUUGUGUUUCAUUAUGGAGUACACAAAGACGACUUUCUCCUUUUUAUUAUUAUUUAGUUGUUUUGUAUAAGUAAACCGUUCUUUCUUUUCUAAAUUGACUGUCUUUUUCCUUUCUGGGUCUUAUGAUAAAAUAUUUUCCAAUGUCAGUACACUUCUUUUAAAACAGAACUUGAAUGCAGAUAAAGAAGGGCUAAAUUCAUAUUUUCAUGAUGUAUUUUUCUCCUUUCUCAUUAAUAUGAGAGAGUUCUAAAAUCAGACACGUUACAGAGAAGAAUACAAUAUCAUAAUUGAGGAGAACAGUACAGAUAAAACUGCAGUACAUUAUUCUGGCUUCAUGAUAUGUAGAAUAAGUUAGUAAAUUAGUGUGCGUACGUGAGCCAGUCUCUCUCUAAAACAUUUUUUCUAGAAUUAUUCUGCCACGAUUUAAAAGCUGCACAUUUUUGGAAACAAACUGAUAGACCUACUGUACAUUUUGUUAAAAGACAAGUCGUAUGGACAGCACAAGUCUUUGACAAUAAAGUGCAUUCCUCACCUCCCUCUGUAACACGGCUAAAACUAAAAGAGCAAUAAUGUCAUUUCACAUUAAACGUAAACUUAUCC
Sinocyclocheilus grahami is the source of this 1259-nucleotide messenger RNA. Its product is annotated as coiled-coil domain-containing protein 12-like. NCBI's taxonomy places the organism in Eukaryota, Metazoa, Chordata, Actinopteri, Cypriniformes, Cyprinidae. Bases 41 to 475 code for a protein of 144 amino acids. The transcript has 6 exons. The record is from RefSeq and is a predicted model, not a curated record. Gene Ontology annotation, cellular component: post-mRNA release spliceosomal complex; U2-type spliceosomal complex.